AUGGACAUCUCUAAGCCGAUCGGGUCUGAGAUUACUUCAGUGGACUUCACUGUUCUAUCUGCUGCAGAUAUCCGUAAGCUCUCUGCUAAACAGAUUACAAAUCCCACUGUACUGGACAAUCUAGGACACCCUAUUUCUUGUGGGUUAUAUGAUCUAUCUCUUGGUGCAUUUUUGAGAAAUGUCUGUGCUACUUGUGGCUUGGACGAAAAAUUUUGUCCAGGUCAUCAAGGUCAUAUCGAACUACCAGUUCCCUGCUAUAAUCCACUGUUUUUCAAUCAGCUGUACAUCUACUUGAGAUCCAGUUGUUUGUACUGCCAUCAUUUCCGUUUAAAAGCUGUUGAAGUUCAUCGUUUCGCUAGCAAAAUGAAGCUUCUACAGUAUGGACUGGUCGAUGAGGCGUAUCAACUGGAUACCAUCACCAUCGGUGGUAUAUCAAAUGGUAUGGAGGACGAUGAAGACGAUGACGAUGAAGAAGCGACAGAAGUGAAUGGCUCGGCAGAACAGGAAGUGUCAGCUAAAAAGGCCUCUAACGGUAUCAAUACAGCUCAUUUAAUCAAAGAGUUGAUCGCUAACCGUAAUCAGUUUGUCAAUACAAAAAUAUCGGACGCUAUUGCUGAAGGAAGAACCACCAAAAAUGGUACUUUUACGGCUAUUACCAAUGACGAAAGGAAAAAGCUGAUACAUGAGUUCCACAAAAAGCUUUUGAGUAGAAACAAAUGUGAUAACUGUGGUAUGUUCUCACCAAAAUUUAGAAAAGAUGGGUUUACCAAAAUUUUCGAGACGGCUUUGACAGAUAAACAGUUGACAAAUAAUCGUGUUAAAGGUUUAAUGCGUCAGGAUAUGAUUAAAAAACAACAACAGACAAAAAUUUUAAGUGAAGAAAAUAACAGUUCCAAUAAAGAUGACAUUGAUGAAGAUUUCAGUAUAGGUAGAAAUCCUUCGGCAAGACCAAAGACGGGCUCAGUUUAUAUCUUAUCCACGGAGGUUAGAAACAUUUUGAGAGCUUUGUUCAAAAAGGAACAGGAAGUCUUACAGUAUGUCUUUCAUUCGAGACCCAAUCUAUCUAGAAUGGCUGUAUCUGCUGAUAUUUUCUUCUUGGAGGUCGUUCUAGUUCCACCAACCCGUUUCCGUUUACCUUCAAAAAUGGGUGAAGAAGUUCAUGAAAAUACUCAGAAUCAACUGCUUUCAAAGAUAUUAACCACAUCCCUUUUAAUCAGAGAUUUGAAUGAUGAGAUGUCGAAAUUGCAGAAGGAUAAAGUAUCAUUGGAAGAUAGAAAAGUUAUUUUUAGCAGAUUGAUGAAUGCCUUUGUCACUAUUCAAAAUGAUGUCAACGCUUUUAUCGACUCCACGAAAGCCCAAGGUAACAGUAAUGCCAAGGUACCAGUACCAGGCAUUAAGCAAGCUUUGGAAAAAAAGGAAGGCCUUUUCAGAAAGCACAUGAUGGGUAAACGUGUUAAUUAUGCCGCUCGUUCCGUUAUCUCCCCUGAUCCCAAUAUUGAAACGAACGAAAUUGGUGUUCCACCUGUUUUCGCUACCAAAUUGACUUAUCGUGAACCUGUUACAGCUUACAACAUUGCCGAGUUACGUCAAGCUGUUUUGAAUGGGCCAGAUAAAUGGCCGGGUGCUACUCAAAUUCAAAAUGAAGAUGGUACUUUAGUUUCUCUAAUAGGUAUGACCUUAGAGCAACGUAAAGCAUUGGCCAACCAAUUGAUGACACCAUCAUCCAAUUCGUCCACACACACACUCAACAAGAAGGUUUAUCGUCACAUAAAGAAUAGAGAUGUCGUUAUAAUGAAUCGUCAGCCAACUUUACAUAAAGCGUCUAUGAUGGGUCAUAAAGUGAGAGUUUUACCUGGAGAAAAAACCUUACGUUUACAUUAUGCCAAUACUGGUGCUUAUAAUGCUGAUUUUGAUGGUGAUGAAAUGAAUAUGCAUUUCCCCCAGAACGAGAAUGCCAGAGCCGAGGCCUUGAACUUAGCGAACACUGAUUCCCAAUACUUGACCCCAACUUCAGGUUCUCCUGUCAGAGGUCUCAUUCAAGAUCAUAUUUCAGCUGGUGUUUGGUUGACAAGCAAAGACAGUUUUUUCACGAAAGAGGAAUAUCAACAGUAUAUUUACGGUUGUAUUCGUCCUGAAGAUGGUCAUGCUAGCAGACCAAAAUUAAUAACCAUGCCACCAACAAUUUUUAAACCUCAGCCUUUAUGGACAGGUAAGCAAAUAAUUUCUACCGUUUUGCUCAAUGUAACGCCACCAGAUAUGCCUGGUAUUAAUCUGAAAUCUACGAAUAAAAUCAAAAAUGAAUAUUGGGGUAAGGGCUCUUCGGAGAAUGAAGUUCUCUUCAGAAAUGGUGAGUUACUGUGCGGCAUAUUGGAUAAGUCUCAAUAUGGGGCCUCUAAAUACGGUAUCGUUCAUUCCCUUCAUGAAGUCUAUGGGCCAGAAAUUGCUGCUAAGGUGCUCUCUGUAUUGGGAAGACUUUUCACCAAUUAUAUUAUGUCCACUGCAUUUACAUGUGGUAUGGAUGAUUUAAGGUUGACUGCAGAAGGCAAUCAAAAAAGAGCGGAUAUUUUGAAGAGAUCUGUUGAUGUUGGUCGUCAAGCUGCUGCUGAAGUUACUAAUUUAGAUAAGGAUACAGCUUCCAAUAGUUCUGAGCUAUUGAAGCGUUUAGAAGAGAUUUUACGUGACGACAACAAAUCUGGUAUUUUAGAUGCUGUUACUUCUUCAAAAGUAAAUUCAGUUACCUCGAAAGUUGUCUCGACCUGUGUCCCAGAUGGUACCAUGAAGAAGUUUCCUUAUAACUCCAUGCAAGCUAUGGCUUUGUCUGGUGCUAAGGGAUCAAAUGUUAAUGUCUCUCAAAUCAUGUGUUUGUUGGGGCAACAAGCAUUGGAAGGUAGAAGAGUGCCUGUUAUGGUCAGCGGAAAAACGUUACCUUCCUUCAAACCUUUUGAAACAGACACAGUGGCUGGUGGUUAUAUCAAAGGUCGUUUUUAUUCUGGUAUUAAACCUCAAGAAUAUUAUUUCCAUUGUAUGGCUGGUCGUGAAGGUUUAAUUGAUACCGCUGUCAAAACAUCAAGAUCUGGUUACUUGCAACGUUGUUUGACAAAGCAACUCGAAGGUGUCCACAUUUCAUACGACAACACAGUUAGAGACGCUGACGGUACUUUGGUUCAAUUUUUGUAUGGGGGUGAUGCUAUUGAUGUCACAAAGGAAUCACAUAUGACGCAGUUUGAUUUCUGUUUGGACAAUUAUGAUGCUCUUUUGAAAAAGUACAAUCCAUCCGCGCUUAUUGAACACUUGGACGUGGAAGCUGCUUUGAAAUAUUCGAAAAAAGCUUUAAAAAACAGAAAGAGACAUGAAAAUGACCCACAUUAUAAACAGUCAUUAAAAUAUGAUCCUGUCUUGGCAAAAUAUAGCCCAUCUAAGCAUCUAGGAUCUGUUUCAGAAAACUUCCAGGAUAAGCUGGAGAGUUUCCUGGAGUCAAAUGCAAAAGCUCUGAAGAGCCACAAAAAUGUAAAUGAGAAGAAAUUCAGAGCAUUGAUGCAACUAAAAUAUAUGCGUUCUUUGAUUGAUCCUGGAGAAUCUGUAGGUAUCAUCGCAUCUCAAUCCGUUGGGGAACCAUCCACCCAAAUGACUUUAAACACUUUCCAUUUCGCAGGUCACGGUGCCGCUAACGUUACUUUGGGUAUACCCCGUAUGAGAGAAAUUAUUAUGACAGCAUCUGCCGCAAUUAAGACUCCUCAAAUGACGCUUCCUAUUUGGGAUGAUGUUUCCGAUGAGCAAGCAGACACCUUUUGUAAAUCCAUCUCCAAGGUUAUCUUAUCAGAAGUUGUUGAUAAAGUGGUUGUCACUGAAACUACGGGUUCAUCGGACAAUGAUUCAUCUGCACGUUCAUAUAUAAUUCGCAUGAAUUUCUUCAGUCAACAAGAAUACAAUGAGGAAUAUGAUGUUUCUAAGGAAGAACUUCAGAACGUCGUAUCCAACAACUUUUUAUUUGCACUUGAAUCAGCAAUCGUGAAAGAAAUCAAAAAGCAGAAAAAGACUACAUUACCAGAUGUUGGUAUCGCCGUGUCCAAAAUAGAAAACACUGACGGUGAGGCUGCCCGUAUUUCUGAAGAUGGUACUGAAGGGGAGGAGGCAAUAAAAAAAAAUAAGCAAGCAGUAUCUUACGAAGAGCCUGAUGAAGAUGAAAUUGAAACCAUGAGGCAAGCUGAGAAAUCUUCAGAUGAAGAAGAUCUUGACUCUGAUAAGGAAUCUGAUGAUUCCAACUCAGACUCCGAUAUUGAUAUGGACGAAGAUAAAACAGCUGAUUUGAACAGAAAUAUGAAUAAGAUCCAACGUGAUCGUCAAACCGCCGUCAUAUCAAGUCAUAAAUUUGUAACGAAAUAUAACUUUGAUGAUGAGAGUGGUGAAUGGUGUGAGUUUAGACUUGAAUUGGCCGCCGAAACUGAAAAGCUUCUGAUGGUAAACAUUGUGGAGGAUAUUUGUCGCAAAUCUGUCAUAAGACAAGUUUCUCAUAUUGAUAGAUGUGUACAUUCUGAACCUAUCAACAGUAAACGCGUUUUGGUCACUGAGGGUGUUAAUUUUGAAGCUAUGUGGGACCAAGAAGCUUUCAUUGAUGUUGAUGGUAUCACCUCAAAUGAUGUGGCAUCUGUUCUGAAGACAUACGGUGUCGAAGCUGCAAGGAAUACUAUAGUUAAUGAAAUCAAUAAUGUCUUUUCACGUUAUGCCAUUUCAGUUUCUUUCCGUCAUUUAGACCUAAUUGCAGACUUAAUGACCAGGCAAGGUACUUAUCUGGCAUUCAAUAGACAAGGUAUGGAAACAUCCACAUCAUCUCUCAUGAAAAUGUCUUACGAAACUACGUGUCAGUUUUUGACUAAAGCUGUUCUUGAUAAUGAACGGGAGGAACUCGAGAGCCCCUCAGCUAGACUAGUUUUGGGUAAAUUGAGUAACGUCGGAACCGGUUCAUUUGACAUAUUGAAUAAGGUUCCUAAUGCAUUUUAG
This is a messenger RNA of Zygotorulaspora mrakii, 4998 nucleotides long. RefSeq names its product DNA-directed RNA polymerase I core subunit RPA190 (gene RPA190). The transcript has a single exon. The record is from RefSeq and is a predicted model, not a curated record. The coding region runs from base 1 to 4998 and encodes 1665 amino acids. Gene Ontology annotation, biological process: DNA-templated transcription. Lineage: Eukaryota; Fungi; Ascomycota; Saccharomycetes; Saccharomycetales; Saccharomycetaceae. Gene Ontology annotation, cellular component: RNA polymerase I complex. Gene Ontology annotation, molecular function: DNA-directed RNA polymerase activity; DNA binding.